AUGGCUAGUUUUAGGAGAGCGAGUAAGCGGAGGUCACGCAAACGUGACCUACUAGAAACCCCGAGCAGUUGGCCAAAUAACCUAGUAUCUACCUAUAAUCGGCAACCUUCCUCUUUAUAUGAAGGUCAACUCGCUUCACCUCCAGCCUCAUCGGGAUAUGCGGUACCAUCAAGCUCUCUAGAUGUCGAAACUUGUAACCACGACGUAUUCGAGGGUCCCCUGAAGGACGGAGAUGAGGAGAAGGAGGAAAUCGAGCCUAGGUUAUCUAAAUCAAUGGUUCCAUCACCAGUCUUGGAGGCAGAGCUCUCCGUAUGUUCUUCUCCCCCCCAGACUUUGCGCCAAGCAGCAUUCGAGCCGUCCGUUGAUCCCAAGCAUCUCUCGCUACACGAGAAGGUGAGACUUCUCAAGAUUUGUUGUAACCAUGGGUACCAAUUCCUCCAUUGCCCCACUUCUGGGAAAAAUGCUGAGGAGGAAGUUUGGACUUCUAUCAUGGAGGAAUUUUUAACAACGGUUCGCCCCGGCUUCUUCACAAAAUAUUCCGAUGUAAAGAAAGUAGCCAAAAAGACUUGCAGGAAUCGACGCAAGAAUACCAAGGGUAAUGUGCCGCCUCAGAGGCGGUCUCGGAUGGGCGAUUUAGACACAUGGAUCGACCGAUGGGUGAGAAUUUGGAAAUGUCGAGAUCUAGUCGUCAAUAUAGCAAACGCACACCAGUCAAUGCGCGAAACGAUAGGGGAAAAUAAGUUAAAGCGAAUCUUCUGUCAAAGGAUGGAAGGCGAUGAGCUACCACAAGACCUUGGUGGGCUCACUUUAUCGCCUCCGCUAUGGAAAGCUAUUCAGAAGCAGAUUCGUAUAGAAGAACGGUCGUUGGGAGCUCGCCACAUAUCGUUGUUCCCUGGACAGGAUGAAUCGGAUUGGACGGACGAUGAAACAGAGAGUGACAUGAUGGAGGAAGCCGGUGGUGAGGGAUUACCUAUAAGAUCAAUUGAAGAGGAAUACCAAAACUCAUACCCAGAAGCUCUGGAUGUUGUGGUAUCAACUCCUUAUUUGGAAAUUGAGGGGGAGCUGGAUUUUCCGGACCCGUCUCCACGUACCCAGGCAAGACUUGAUCAGUUUGAACGGGGCUAUACUACCAUGCUCAAGGAAGAGCAAGGCAGGACAGGCAAGCAAACAUCUAUUCUUGACUUAGCCUACAAGAGACAAGAGCGGGGGAAACGGUCUCCUGUAUCUUCUGAAUCUCCUUCAGAACCAGAAGAACCUCUUGGAGAUGGAACUGUGCGACUACUGUUGGGAGAAAAGGGGUUAACAAACCCUACAAUUCACCUCUCAACCUCGAGUCCCAAUGAAGUCGGGGAUGAAGAAUAUGACAGACCAACCAACUUACCUACCGAGAGAUCAACACCGCCUCCUAGCGAGGCCGACGUGCAACGUAGUAGUGGUACCAACCCUACUCGGUCCCAGCGCCUCAAGUCUGGUACCUAUUGUCAUGGCGAGGAAGUUCUGCUAGGGUUCCAUAAUCGACAAGUAAUCCUGGCAGGCAUGAAUGACACCGCUGCACAAGACUAUCGCCAAGGUGUAUGUGCCAAAAUUGACAUCAGCGGUCGGGUCCGUUUACGACUGCGAGUCCAGAAUAUGCAAGGAGAGCAAGUGCCGGACGAGUUCUGCCUCAGUGGAGCCAGUGUUUAUCCCAAAGAUGUCAUAUACCUUCCGAAGUUUCAUGAUAUGUCCUAUGAUGAAGUACGACAGGAAGUGGCCCGCCAGAGUCUCCUUCCUGUCAAUCAACGUACCUAUCACGACUGGGUUCCAACAGCAAUGGCCGACAAGGAGGAGAAUGUGUCGAUGCCAAUAUCAAAUAGCCAGAGAAAAAGAUUGCGCAAAGAUGUGUAUGUAAAUCAUGAUGCCGCAAGUAUGAGUGCGAAUGCUAAUUCGGGCGAGAUGGAAAGGAACGAAACGGCUGCUUUGAUUUCUCAGGAAAGCGAUUCACAGAAAUCUUCCCGCAACAGUGAGAGGGAUAUUGGAACAAUCCCCAACGUCUCAAUACCGGUAGAAACGCGGAGAUUUGCUUUGUGCGAGCUUUCUGCGGGAUAUCAUUCUGCUAAGACUGUUGGAGGCCGUCCUGAUCUAUCGAACCGCAAAUUCAAGGAGGCGGAUCCCAGUAGGACGGGCACACCUGAUCUACUGGGACAAUUUCUUGCGGACGAAGCUAGGAAGCAGCGAAAGCCAUUGGCGCCACAUAUAAUCCCACAUCACAGUUCACCUCCAAGAAGACUGAACCCUCAGGGACGAAUAUCUAACAAGAACAGGAUCACCCCCUCAAGAUUUUAUGGAGUAGAGUCUUUAGGGCAUGAUAUGGUUGAUAGCAGCCGACAGAUAUCAGGACCCCGGGAGCAGCCGAUCAUCUUACACCAAUUGAAACCAGGUUCUAAUACCAACGUCAAAACACCCAGUGUUUUUCUUACCCAGGACUAUUCUGAUAGUGACAGCCUCCCGGAUGUGGAAGAAUUGCACAGGAGGCGCGUACGGGCAGCCAAAGUAACCACCUCACUACAGCACACUGAGCAUCUUCAGGAUUCUAGAGAUCUUAGCACAUCUGUCGCAGACAAAGUAGUAAGCUCACUUGCGCCUCCUUAUCCUCAAGGGUCUGGCCACACCAAAAGUGCUGGUACCUCAUUGAAGGCAACUGAGGAUCAUCAGAAGUUAGCGACCGAUGAGCGACAGGAUCAAGGAAGUACGGCUAUUAAAGCUUCUGGGUCAUGUUCGAAGAAGCGUGCGAGAUGUCAAUCUAUGACAAACUCAUCAUCGAACUCUUCAGGCUCGUUCAAUCCCCUCACUGGUCCCAAAGCUCUGGGUGAUAUUACAUCAGCAAGCAAUGAGUAUUUUGCGAAAAGACUUCGGCCUCCGCCACCAUCCGGGCUUGUACAGACUCCGGUACCACCACCUGAUCUGACAAAUUAUGGUCUGAAACCUUUCUGGCACCCGAGUAUAGAGUCUGUUGUCCGAAGUAAUGGCGUACUUGAUAAAGAGCAGGGACACUUAGGUGACAGGUCUCUGGAUAAAGUCAAAGGGGGGGCAAUUCAAUCUUAUCCUCAAUCUCAUCCCCAAAAUAAGUACUCUGCACCUGGUCCACGGCCAUCAAAUGGGAAUGGCUACCCACCUAAAGGGAAAACGGGCGCUAAAAACACCAGACCACUCCACCGGUUCCACCCAUACGAACAGCCUGGUGGCUCUUCCGGUACCACGACAUCGCAGAGUCGACGAAAUAACGGCGGCAGAGGGAGGCGAGACCGUUACAAAGGGAAGGAUCGCCACGGCCGAAUUAACGACGGUAACUAUAUUAACCAUGGGCUUCUAAGAGAGGCGACGACGGACACGGUAGACUCGCAAAACUUCAGCGUGAGUAGGAAAGUUGAUAUCUUGUGGUCUAGAAUGAAAGAGCUACGUAGGAGGAUCGGAAAGGAUGACUAA
Molecule: messenger RNA, 3462 nt
Organism: Annulohypoxylon maeteangense
Lineage: Eukaryota; Fungi; Ascomycota; Sordariomycetes; Xylariales; Hypoxylaceae
Exons: 2
Coding region: 1-3462 (1153 amino acids)
Source: RefSeq, a predicted model, not a curated record